AUGACAGAUGGUCAGAGUGCCGAUCAGGCAGCACCAGUGGGGAGUACAGCCCCAGUGGUCGGUGCUGAUACGCUUUCUCAGUUUGCUUCGCUGGUUGCUCAGAUGAUGAGCGAGACUCAGAGUAGAGCUUCUACUGUCAGAUCUGAUGACCUGGAUAGACAUUUGCAGUUGUUUUUGAGGUUGAAACCUCCGAGGUUUGAGGGCGCUGUUGAGCCCAGAGCUGCUGAAGAGUGGCUGAGGAGAGUGGAGAAGACCUUUGACGGGAUGCAGUGUCCGUCAGACAGGAAGGUACCGUUAGCAGUUUUUCUGUUAGACGGAGAGGCUGAGCACUGGUGGGACGGCCAGCAGGCAGCCAGAUUUCAGGGCAGACUGAACUCUUUGAUUACUUGGGAAGAGUUCACUGAGGUAUUCCGAGAUUGGUUUGUUCCCCCUUCUGCACGACAGCAGAUGCAGGAGAACUUUCUGAGGCUUGUUCAGGGGAGCAAGACGGUGAUGCAGUACGAGGCUGAGUUUACUGCAUUAGCCAGGUACGCUCCGCAGCUGGUUAGCACUUCUGCUGAGAGAUGUUACAGAUUUCUGAGGGGAUUGCGAAUCUCUAUAUAA
Molecule: messenger RNA, 603 nt
Organism: Dendrobium catenatum
Lineage: Eukaryota; Viridiplantae; Streptophyta; Magnoliopsida; Asparagales; Orchidaceae
Exons: 1
Coding region: 1-603 (200 amino acids)
Source: RefSeq, a predicted model, not a curated record